GGUAGUUUUGGACAAACAAAUCUCAAGCAAUGGCUUCUCAGUCUCGUGUGCUGCCUGUCUUGGUGGUUGCGGCCUGCUGUGCGGCCCUGCUGCGCAGCUUCUUGGCCCCCAGCGCAGACACCUUUGUGGCACCUCAGCAGAGUGUGCACUUGGGCUGCAAGGCCUUGUCCAAAGGCGCAUUGGCAGCAGGCGAUGUGCCAGCCAUCGUGAACACUGUGCCCGCUUGUCCCGGAGUGCCAGCCCACUUCAAGGUGACCCUCGAGACCCCUGAUGGCACGCAGUCCUUCGAGUGCCCUGAGGACGUGUACAUCCUGGAUCAGGCUGAGGAGGAAGGCUUGGAAUUGCCCUACUCCUGCCGUGCUGGAUCUUGCUCCAGCUGCGCUGGCAAGGUGCUUGAGGGCAGCAUUGACCAGAGCGACCAGGCGUUCUUGGAUGACGACCAGAUGGGCGAGGGAUUCUGCCUCACCUGCGUCACCUAUGCCACCUCUGAUGUGACCAUCAAGACCCACUGUGAGGAUGAGCUUUGAAGUGGCAGCUUCGCGGUAUAGAUUUCUCUUAAGCUACCUAGAUUUUCGGUGAAUUUUCAGUUUUUGGCUGUGCAAUUCUGGCCUCAAGCCAAGUGCCUACAUUGCAGUUUGACAGCCAAUCAAACCCUGCAGCCUCUGCUAACGCUUCUAAGUGUCGCAUGCUUG
This is a messenger RNA of Cladocopium goreaui, 692 nucleotides long. Lineage: Eukaryota; Dinophyceae; Suessiales; Symbiodiniaceae. The record is from the annotation of a GenBank genome assembly.